AUGAGAGGUGUAACGCACUUUUUUAUACGCAGUUCACGCAGAAUAAUAAUUUACCGCUGUAUUUGGUCUCGGGUGCUUCUUCAAGCUACUGAAUUAAUGCUCUUCCAAAUUCGUCCCACAUUUCUGAGUCAAUGCUUACGCAACUACAGCGCUACGAAAUUGGCCACAAAGUAUGAUGCAGUAAUUGUUGGAGGUGGAAUGGUCGGAUUUGGUCUCGCUGCUGUGGCGGCAAAUUCUAAACUACUAGGCAAAAAAAGUAUCCUGUUACUAGAGAGUUCUCCGAAGAAUACUUAUCAAUAUAAGGAGGAGUAUGAAAAUCGUGUUGUCGCCCUUAAUGACCUCUCUGUUAACAUGCUUAAUAAUAUUGGAGCAUGGGAAUUUAUUCGGUCGCAUCGCGCACAACCUGUAAAUAAAAUGAAAGUAUGGGAGACAAAGUCAAAUUUUCACCUGACAUUCUGUCGUGAUCCUUUGGCAUAUAUUGUAGAAAACAGUCUGGUGAUUGAAUCGCUCCGCAAGUAUUUGGACUCCGUACAGAACUCUACAAACCUGACUAUACUGUAUGAAGCACAAGCUAAAAAUAUUCAACUACCCUCACCAAAUCACCCAGAACAGUUGGUUCUACUGGAUGUUGAACAGAAAACCCAAGAGAAGUGUGAAACUGUUGAGACAGAUUUAUUGAUUGGAGCAGACGGAUUCAAUUCAAUUGUUCGCAAAACAGCUAAUAUACAUACAAUAGGCUGGAAUCACAGUCAGAAAGCCAUAGUAGCAACGUUACGCUUAAAACAGGUUAAUGAAGAAUCUGUUGCAUGGCAGAGGUUUUUACCGACGGGUCCAAUCGCUUUGCUCCCAUUGUCAAAAGAAUAUUCAUCUUGGUAUGGAGUACAACUAUUUCUGAAGUUAAAUGGUUACUUGACUAAACCAAGUGAAGAAACCUCACAACUGGCGACUGUUUUCAGUAAAAUAGGGCAGUGUUUCGCCGGUGUGAUUGAUUAUUUCGGUAGUGUGGAGAACGGUGUUCAGAAGGCCUCCGAUGAGAAUAGUCUUCUUUCAAUUCCACAAGUAGAAUCAAUUCAGUUGAAUACGAAACGAGCUUGUUAUCCUCUAGGCUUUCAACAUGCUACAUUUUAUUCUGCUCCGCGUUUAGCACUUGUUGGUGAUUCAGCUCAUCGGAUACUACCACUUGCAGGUCAAGGCGUUAAUCUUGGAUUUGGAGAUGUUGUUUGCCUUGUUUCUCAUUUAGAGGAUGCCGUUUCACACGGUGCUGAUAUCGGAAGUGCAGCCUACCUUAAAGAUUAUACAAAUGAACGACAAAGAAUUGUAAUCCCAUUAGCUAGUACACUAGAAAUGAUCAAUUUGUUAUACUCUACCGAUGCAUACUGUAAUCAAUCUAUCUCGACAUUUGAAAAGAAUGAAUUGUUACGUAAUUGUAAAGAUUCUGCAAUUUCACGUUUAGUGAAAAAUCUUCUCUCGGACAUUCGAGGCGCUGGAAUGAAUACUGUCCAGUCUAGUGAAGUAUUAAAGAAAUUUUUGAUGGAAGUAGCUGUGACUGGCGAAAUUCUAUCUCCUUCGUCGGGAAAUACAAUGAUCUAUUAA
Molecule: messenger RNA, 1593 nt
Organism: Trichobilharzia regenti
Lineage: Eukaryota; Metazoa; Platyhelminthes; Trematoda; Strigeidida; Schistosomatidae
Source: the annotation of a GenBank genome assembly